AUGGCGAGGUCCGAGACGUCGUCGCCGCGCGCCGAGGUCAGCGAGAGACCCUCGGCUAUCGUGCGCAUCGCAUAUCAUCAAUUGAGCGUCAUGUGCGGCACGCGCGAUCCCACCGCGCCGAGGGUCGCGGCCGCGAACGCCGGCGACGCGGACGCGCGCGGCAUGGUGUGCACGCGCCGUCUCCUGGGCCUGCCGGUGUUCGCCACGGUGACGUCGGCAUUCUGCGGCGCGUACACGGCCGUGCGCGGCUCCCACGAGACGGUCGCGACGUUACUGGGCUACGCGGAGAACGGGAUGCGCGCCGGCCUGGAAUUCGCCAGCCCCGUCACCGGUAGGGUCGCCGGUCUCCUGGAGACGCCGCUCAAGUCCGUCGACGGCGCGGUGUGCGUCGGGCUGGACUUCGUGGAGGAGAAGGUGCCCUCCGUGAAGCUGCCACCCGGCGAGAUCUACUCGAACGUGAAGGACGGCGUCAGGAAUAUAUUCACGUCAGCAUUAGAAACCCUCAGGCUUCUAUUUGGCGGGACGAAGGACCGAAUAGAGGACUUGUCGGUAGCGAGCGGGACCGCACAGGAAAUCCGGAAGGUGUCUAGCUGAAUGGUGAAGAUGCGAGGCGUGAUUCGCACUCAGACUUUCGUCGUGGAGUGCACCGCGAUGUUCCAAGCCACGUAUUUCCGCAUCGCGCGUUUGUUCAUGCUAAAAUAUAAAUCUCAAAUCUAUUUCAGAGUUACAGAAUUGUCUGUAACUCAUGUCGGGAUUCGGAACGGAAUUUUAUCCUGAAAUCAGGCGCGAAUUAUAAGGCAUCUAAAAGUCGGUAUCGGACUAUAAACUGGACAUUGAGGAUUGCGAAUUGAAGAUUAGAAUUUGACAAAUAAGAUAAUUUUAUUUCAUUUUGAUUUUUGAGUUAUUAAAAUUCUAAUCGUCAAUUUGCAAUCUUCAAUUUCCAGUGCGUAAUCUAAUGCGGACUUUAAGCAGGCUUUAGCUACGAAACAUAUUGCGAUAUAAAAAUAUAAUAUAGUCAAUUGAGCAAUACACGAUAAUGCAAUCGUCUCGAUGGUAAAAGACGCUCGACGGCAAGUGUCAGAAACGCGAUAAAAUGCGAAAGACAAAAUAUGAACGACCGAUCGGUUAGCCUCUGACUGCGAAAUAUGUAUCUUUGUACGAUAGCUGUUUUACGUUGUUAUUCAA
Wasmannia auropunctata (little fire ant) is the source of this 1185-nucleotide messenger RNA. RefSeq names its product perilipin-1-like. Gene Ontology annotation, biological process: positive regulation of triglyceride storage; lipid storage. Gene Ontology annotation, cellular component: cytosol; lipid droplet. The transcript is spliced from 3 exons. NCBI's taxonomy places the organism in Eukaryota, Metazoa, Arthropoda, Insecta, Hymenoptera, Formicidae. The coding region runs from base 1 to 594 and encodes 197 amino acids. The record is from RefSeq and is a predicted model, not a curated record.